Molecule: messenger RNA, 3262 nt
Organism: Anarrhichthys ocellatus (wolf-eel)
Lineage: Eukaryota; Metazoa; Chordata; Actinopteri; Perciformes; Anarhichadidae
Product: multiple epidermal growth factor-like domains protein 9
Exons: 6
Coding region: 96-1952 (618 amino acids)
Biological process (GO): tissue development; animal organ morphogenesis
Source: RefSeq, a predicted model, not a curated record
GCACACAGCAGCAUCAAUGGUGGAGUACGCGUCCAUUCAGGGAAAGGUCUGAGAGAGACCACUGCUGGGGCUUACAUGGAGAGCUGAAAGUGAAUAUGAGGUUAACGUCCUUAAUGAUGUACAUAUCUCCGGCUCUGCUAUUUAUUUUGUAUGUAUAUAUUGGAUUUUCUGAAGCUGCUCCCCGCAUCAGUCCCAACGAUGCGUCGCCUAUCUCCGGGAAGCCCGGCUCAGCCUCCGACACCUGGGAGACCUUGCACACCAACACGCCUCGUACUUUACCCGAGAGCAGGUUCGCUCUUGGGCCUCUAACCGAACUCGCACCGUCGCCUACCAUCGUUUCUGCCGGCCCGACCACCACCAAUACCACUACUAGCCAUAUUACUAAAACGGCAACCACCAUCCAGCCUCUAACAACGGACCCGGCGACUUCUACUGACACCGGAAUCAUUUCAGCCAUCAAAGAACAAAUAACACCGCCGAUUUCCAGAUUAACAGGCGCACGCAAACGGUCCACCGAUGCACAAACAUCACUUUUUGCUCCGGAGAAAAUGCUGCAGACCAUGGUGUCCAUGGUGUCCAUGGUCUCCCAGCGCACAGCGAACGACGCCUGGGCAGCAGAUAAUAUCGGCACAUCGGAUACCUCGAUAGAGAACAGUCAAGAGGCUCUUUGUAACUGCAGCAGUGGUGGUGAGGGCAUUUUGGAUCCGGACGAGUGUGAUCGGGGUACCGGUCAGUGUUCUUGUGUGUCGGGCUACACCGGUCUACAGUGUGACGACUGCGAGGAGGGACACUUCACCAACGGCACCAGCGGCUGCCUGCCCUGCGCCUGCGACUCCUUCGGCGCAGUGAACCACCUCUGUGACAGCUCAGGGAUAUGUGUGUGCAAGACGGGAGUGUACGGACCAAAGUGUGACGAAUGCCACCCGGGUUUCUUCCACUUCAGCAGCACGGGCUGCCGGCCCUGCCAGUGUCGGAACCACACCAACUCUUGCCAUCCACAGUCCGGAGUGUGUCUUAACUGUGAGGGCAACACCCAGGGAUCCAACUGUGAGGAGUGUAUGCCUGGUUCCUACCGCAGCCCCGGAGCCGCCCUGACCGCAGCCUGUGCACCAUGUCCCUGCUCCAACUCCACUUCUACUGGCACCUGUCACGCCGAUCCCAGUGGCUCCCCAGCGUGUGACCAGUGCCUUCCUCGGUACGGCGGCCCACAGUGUGACCAGUGCAGCGCCGGCUUCUACAAAGCAUCUAGGCUUUGUGUUCCAUGUGACUGCAGUGGGAACGCAGAUCCUCAGGGCCCCCCCCAGCUCUGUCACCCCGACACCGGCCAGUGCCUCCGCUGCAUCAACACCACCACCGGGCCCCAGUGCCAGCGCUGUGCUCCGGGCUUCAUAGGGGACGCCCCAGCACAUAACUGCACCCGCCCAACACCCCGGCUCCUUCCCACACCAGCAGAUACGACCACAUCGGAGGCCCCCACGUCGAGUACAUCUUCCCCGUCCAUGACCACCACCAGCUCCACUCUGACCUCCGCCACAGCAAGAGGCGUCCCGGCUUCCACGUCCAGCAGCAACACCAGCACCGCACUGAGCACUGCUGCCACCACACAGGCGUUGUUGACCAGUCUGAGCAGCCCCACUGACAACACCACAGCGGCCCUGACGGAGGUCUCCUGGACGCAGUUCAACAUCAUCAUCCUGGCCGUCAUUAUUCUGGUGGUGCUGGUGCUGCUGGGCUUCGUCGGAGGCGUGUACACCUACAGAGAGUACCAGAACCGCAAACUCAACGCCCCCUUCUGGACCAUUGAACUGAAAGAGGACAACAUCAGCUUCAGCAGCUACCACGACAGCAUCCCCAACGCUGAUGUGUCAGGCUUACUGGAGGACGAGGCCAAUGAGGUGGCUCCCAACGGCCAGCUGGCACUCACCACGCAGGGCAACUGCUACAAGGCUUAGCUCUGCAUCCACCCCGAAACUUUACCGACGACACAAAGCUGCUGGGAAGUACCAAAUCCAAAGCUCCUUCAUGUAUGCCUGCUUGUUGUUACCCUGCUGGUCCGCGGCACUUCACAACACAGUGAGAUCUCGCAGAUUCGAUCAAAGAUAUGGAAAAGAAACGCAGAGCUUUCACUUGAAACGUGUUCCCUGUUUGAUAUGAUUUAGUGUGGAAUGGGUGAUCAGUGAAAAGGGUCCAAAGAAAACCCGUGUUUGGUUGAGUUGUGGCUGCAGAGAGCACUGGUGUGCAGAUCAGUUGGGUAGUUGGCGUGACGCCUGUUGGCUGAAGCAAUGACCCUGACGCUGGUGAGAGGACUCACAGGAGCCCAGCAUUUCAGAUAUUUUUUUAAAUGGACUCUUGACUGUUUAAGUUAUAAGUGGAUCACAUGAACCGUGAUCUAAAACUGAGACAAUGAUUGUUAUUUAAUGCAUUUUUAUUCCUUUCUUAUUUAUUGGUUGACGUUUCAUUCUUGGAGGAAUGCUGCACACGUGUGGUGUGUUUAUUCAUGGUGUUUGAUCUUCUGUGCUGUCAAAUGUAUUUGCCCAAUAUGUUUCCAUGUAUAGUUUGUGUGUUUGGGAGAGGAUCACGGGGAACAUGAAGGGUGCUGGCUCAAAGCGUUUUAAUGACCUCAUCUUUUGUUCACAGCUUCCUGUCUUUUGUUAAAGCGUGCCAGCUCACCUGCGUAUCGACGAGGAGUGUUUCUUUUGACGCAACUACCGUUUAACAACUCUCGCCACCUAGCACUGCUGCACGGUAGUGACUCAGGCAGGGCUCACAUAAACCACCAUAAUCUGCUGGGAUCUUAUCUGCUCUUUGCUACCAGCCUCAACAAUAAGUUGAACAAAGCAUUUGAAAAAGGUGUGUGGCUGUUGUUUAGGCUGCCAUUGGUUGGGUGCGCUUCAUUUCACCACGGAUAUGAGUAAAGCUAAUUACUGAACUAACUCCUCAGGUACUGGCUCUUUCCCUAACGUGAUCACUGUAAAUAUGAUUAUUGUACAGAUGAAUGUGAAUAGUAGCACUAUUAUUGUACAGGUAGAAUACUGUGUGUACGAUGUCACUCAACAAGCACCCACCUGUCACUCUCCAGGGUGUGACUCUGCAGUCAGCCCACCGCUUUUUCUAUUUUUAUUUCUUUAUCCAGGUGGACUUUGCCAUAUACGCAGCUGCGGGACUAACAUGCACCCGCAGAACUCAAAACAAAGAAUACAAUGAUGUAAAUAAUACCCCAAAAUCAGAGGUCAACUCUCAAAUAAAAAUGGUAUUAACUGUU